UAAAUAAAUGCAGCAUUCCUUUGCUUUCUCACCUCAUAGAUGAUUUCAGUACUAUAAAUAUUAGUUCUCCCGGUUCGCGGUUCACGAUUUCACCCUUUUCACUUUCCCUCCCUAUUUCAGCUCGCAACCCAAAAAAGAGGGAAAAUCCAAAAGCCCCUAAAGAGAAUAAUCAAAAACCAGAAAACCCCCCCAAAAAAAGAGGAAUAAAAAAAGAAAAAAACCCUAAAUUCAGUGAAAUUCAAGGUCAAAUCAAAGUUUUGGGAAAAUGCGAAAUACUCGGCCAUCAACGAGGAGCAAAAACAAACGGAGUAGAGCUGAGGAGAAUGCUGAAGCCACAGCUGAAGCUUUCAGGAGAAUUCUUUCAACAAAAACCCCUAAUGAGGAUGACAUACACCAGUUGUACAUGUUGUGGAAGCCAGUUUGUCAGGGUUGUCGUGUAAACACCAAGGAUAAUCCGAAUUGCUUUUGUGGGUUAGUUCCGGCCCCAAAUGGCAGUAGAAAAUCAGGAUUAUGGCAGAAAACAUCUGAGAUUCUACAUUCUCUCGGUUUCGACCCGUCUGAGGACCUUCGUAAACCUCAUUCACCGGCAGGCCUGACCAAUUUGGGAGCCACAUGCUAUGCUAAUAGCAUUCUGCAAUGCCUUUACAUGAAUAAGUCAUUCCGGGAAGGUGUCUUCUUAGUUGAACCAGAAGUUUUGAAAGAGCAACCUGUCCUAGAUCGACUGGCCCGUCUUUUCGCGCAACUGCAUUCUAGUAAAAAGGCCUUUGUUGAUUCAGCUCCAUUUAUUCAAACACUUGAGCUUGAUAAUGCUGUUCAGCAAGAUAGCCAUGAGUUCCUCACGUUGCUUUUCUCUCUGCUAGAGCGGUGUUUGAGCCAAUCUAAAGUUCCAAAGGCAAGAACAAUUGUUCAAGAUCUUUUUCGUGGAGGUGUAUCGCAUGUUACCACAUGCUCCAAAUGUGGAAAUGAGUCUGGAGCCUCUUCAAAAAUUGAGGAUUUCUAUGAGUUGGAGUUGAAUGUAAAGGGGAUGAAGACUUUAGAUGAGAGUUUAGAUGAUUACCUUAGCACAGAGGAACUUCAAGGAGACAACCAGUACUAUUGUGGUGCAUGUGCAACUCGGGUUAAUGCUUCUCGUAGAAUUAAGUUGCGGUCCCUGCCUGAUGUCCUCAAUAUCCAGCUCAAGCGUUGUGUUUUCCUUCCAAAUACCACAACGAAGAAAAAGAUUACAUCUGCGUUUUGUUUUCCUGAGGAAUUGAAUAUGACAUGUAGGUUGUCUGCUGGUUCUCGUUCAGAUUCGAUCUACAACUUGUCAGCUGUAUUAAUACACAAAGGCCCUGCUGUAAAUAGUGGUCACUACAUAGCACAUGUUAAGGAUGAGAGCACUGGGCGGUGGUGGGAAUUUGAUGAUGAAGUAGUCUCAGAUUUAGGUCAAGAGCCAUUUGGCGGUGAUUCUUCCAAGCCUUCUUCAGCUGUAUCAAUUGAACCUUCAUCGUCUACCUUAAAAGGAGAUAUUGUUGAUGGAGAUCAGACAAAAGCAGUUCCACAAUCAGACCUUGUUAACAUUAGCCACGUAAAAACAUUCUCUUCCUGUGAUGCAUAUAUGUUGAUGUAUACUCGUAGGUGUGCAGAUAGUGGUCGUAAAAGAAAGCCUGAAAAAUGUAAUGGAGAUAAAAUGGAAAAAAUGUUACACAUGCCAGGUGAACAACGUGGAACUUCUCUUCCACAUCAUCUUUUGGAAGAGGUUGAAGAAAUGAACGAAGUGUACCUUGAUUCUUGUGAGCAGUAUAAAUUAAAAAAGGAAUCUGAGAUUAACCACAUAACAGAACGUCGGCAGGAGGUUAGGUCAAUUCUUUCUGAAGCCCCAGUUCAAUCAGUUGAUAAGCAGUACUUCUGGAUUUCAGCUGAGUGGCUUCGUCAGUGGGCUGACAGCAUUAUCUCAUCGGCUAUUGACAACCAUCCAAUCCAAUGCUCACACGGGAAAGUUUCUGUUUCAAAAGUUAGCUCCAUGAAACGGAUCUCAGCUGAAGCGUGGACUAUGCUAAUAUCGAAGUAUGACGGGGGCCCUACACUUGGUAAGGAUGACUGGUGCAAUGAUUGCCUGUUGGAAGUAGCUCGUACUAUGGCCAGUGCAGAUAACUACAGAGAUGAAAGAAUCUUGAUGAAAGAUAUUGCUGAGGCCGCACUUGCUGGGAAAAUCAAGGAUGGGAAAUUGUAUUAUGUGUCCAAGUCAUGGCUACACCAGUGGCUGAAAAGGAAAAUCCUUGAUUCUCCUUGUGAAGGGGAUGCAGGACCAACAGCAUCAAUUAGGUGCCCUCAUGGAGGACUCAUGCCUGAACAGGCGCCUGGAGCCAAGCGUUUGCUAGUCCCAGAGGAUCUUUGGCAAUUUAUAGAAAAAAGUGCUAUGACCGUAAAGCCUGAUGAUACUUUGGGUUGUUUAACUUUCCCUUCCGACACUGAGCCUUGUGCGCAAUGCGGUGUUGAACUCUCAGAAGUAACAAGCUUGGAAGACAACUUAAGAGAGUUAAGAAUGAGAGAAAGACAAAAUCAUGAGAAAUUAGUGACAGGCAGGACUUUGCCGAUUGUUGUUGGGAGAAGGUACUACUUAUUACCAGCAGCAUGGUUGUCUUCAUGGAGAAACUUUGUUGGUUCGACUGGAAAGAACACUGGUACUGCUGAACCUGAAGUCUUGAGCACAAUAAUUGACUCCUUAAUAUGCGAAAAGCACUCACGACUUCUCGAAAGACCCCCAGAUCUUGUUUAUAGGCGUGGACUUAUUCUCCAAAAGGCUCCACUUACAGAAGUUCUUACUAUCAUUUCAGAAGAUGACUGGAGGCUAUUUUGUGAGUCUUGGGGUGGAAUAGAGGUCAGAGGUGUUUCGGCUGAAAUUGUUUCUAAUUUGAGCUCAGAAGAGGAAUUGUGUGUAUCUUUUGAAGAAAUACCGAUUUCUGAGGACAACAUGACAAACAUUCUUAAUGACGGUAUCAAUGGGGAGUCCAAAAGACCAAUGAUUAAGACUUGUCCUGAGGUUUGUGAAGAGUGCAUUGGUGAAAGGGAAAGUCACGAGUUGAUGCAGAAGCUUGACUAUUCCAAUGAGAAUAUAUGUGUUUAUUUUGCCCGGGGCAAGGAACCUCCAAAGUCAAUCUUGGAAGCAUCUGGAAAAAUUUCGGAGCUCAGUCGAAGAACUUCGAAGCGCUCCCGGAAGUCAGCAUUGGGGAACUACAAGACGUUGGUUGUUUCUGGAAGUACAACAAUCUACCAGCUAAAGAUGAUGAUAUGGGAAGCUUUUGGGAUUGUGAGGGAAAAUCAGAUACUUCACAAAGGUUCCAAACCAAUAGAGGGAGAUUCUGCUUGUCUUGCUGAUUUGAGUAUCUUUCCUGGAGAUUUUCUAUGGGUAGCCGAUUCAGAGAUACACGAGGAUCGUGAUAUUGCUGAUGAACUUUCUGACCAGAAGAUGGAUAUACAAACAGCUGAAGGAGGUUUUGGAGGAACACUUCUUACAUCAAAUAUCUAGGUUUUUGUUGAUCCCAAAAGCAUGCUGAAACUGACUCCUCUUAAUUUUGGAUACUGGAAGAGGUACUCGUUGAAGCUUUGGAUUACCUGGGAGGUUAGUUUGGUGCUUUUGGUUAAAUUGAAAGGUCUUAUCUUAUUCAUGUGUCUUACUGUUUGUUUAUCAAAUGAGCAUAUGUUACUCAUAAACAAGAAUCAAUUCCUUAAGUUACUGCAGUAUUUUGACAUUGCAGUCCUCAUGGAUAGUUCUUUCAUCACUUUGUUUUGGACUUUUGCGAUUCAAUGAGACAUGUCUAUAUUUCUUGGAAAAUGAAUAAAAACGGGAAAAAUAAAUAGUUGGGAGUGGUGGAGCAGUGAAAAACCUACCUUGGGUGGGUCAUCUUGACAUUAAGGCUUCAGCCAUAAUAAGUGGUUGAGUCAAUGCACUGUGUCAUUAUUUACCCUUUCUGUUCUUGCUUGAGUUCUCUGGCUUCUAUAGGCUUGUUGGUGUAACUCUCUUAUGAAUGAUGGGGGUGCUUUUCACUUAUGGAUAAUACAUGCCAUUGUCGUAAGGAGUAGGAAUCCUUAUUCCGGUUCAUCCCAGAGUUGCUUUAGUGCAAAAGAACUAUAAUGAAACGGUAGUUGAAAUUGUCCUAGUGUCAGAUGUUUUGCUGAUUAAUUGUAAUGCACUGAAGAAAUUGAAAUGAUUGGAUAAGUAUAUUUUUCAAAAUUGGUAAAAGACCUGUUUAGUGUGAAAAGAAUAUUAGAGGGAGCAAGGAAGAAUGCUAUUGAGGUUUAUUCUUUAAGCAUUUUCUGCCAUUCGAUGUGAUUGAUGAGUAUAUUUGAAGAACCCGCUGAUGAGUGGUUUGGCCUAUUAUGGUUUCAAUCUCAUAGUGGUAUGCCUUAAUGUGUUUAAAACCUGGUCCUAUUCAAUAUUGAAACUUUGUAUAACUAAUUUGAGGUUAUAUUCUUUGUGCUAGAAGAGAUAAAUGGUAUAACGGCGAGCAUUGGUAAAGUUGUGUUGGAGAUCAUUUAUGCCUGGUUUUGUGGUAGGGUUUCAUGUGUCGAUCAAACUUUUUCAAACCUUACCCAUGUCCGAAGUUAGAAAGGUCCAAACAGAAAAUCAAUGCAUGUAUUGGGGAAAGAGCUGUUAUGUUGUAGUAAUCUCGUUUAUUAUCUUCUCAUCUGAUAUUAACAUGGAUAUUUACUUCCUUACAGUUUCUGAGUGAACGUACUGAUGCGUUAUGCAGAUAUUCUGUAGAAAACUGUACAUUCUGGCACUUGUGGCAUUCAAUACGUUCCAUUGGUUUUCAAGAUCUGCAAUGGCUUCUCCUGCUGUGUUGUGUACUACUGGGAACUCUGGCUGCCUUUGCCAAUUUUGUUCAUACACUGCUACUGGUGGCUUGUUCCCUUGCGGACAACUCUGUAUAUUUUUAAACUUGUCGGAUUUUAGUGCAUUGGUGUGUAAAUUCUUUACAUGACAAUCUAGUACUGUAAGUGUAAAUCCCGUGUAUGAACCGGAAGUGGUCCUCAUACACAACAUGCAAGGUAUGCAUGAUUUUUGGUAGUCGCUGGCUGCAUUUAUAUAUGAUUUAAGUGGAUGGUGUAGUAGGAAUCUACAGACCGGACUAUGACUAUUUUUCCGUAAAAUCUAGAAAAAAUAUUGUUCUCUUUUUUUCGUUCAACAAAAU
Messenger RNA from Oldenlandia corymbosa var. corymbosa, 5174 nucleotides. The record is from the annotation of a GenBank genome assembly. Lineage: Eukaryota; Viridiplantae; Streptophyta; Magnoliopsida; Gentianales; Rubiaceae.